CCGGGGUUAUGUCAUAAAUAUAAAGGCAUACAAUUCUUAUGAAUUAAGUAGGAGGUGUUGAUAUACCAAUGUUCCGAUCGAGUGAAUAUAAAUAUGUGUAUAUAUAAUAGACACCGCACACAACACUUCCAUAGAGAAGUCCCGGCUGGUGCGUUAUGAGCGACGAUCCAGAAGGGGUUAUUCUGAACGAGAAACAGUCCAGUCACACCCACACCGACCAACAGCAGAUGACUAAAGAAGAAAAAGGAGAGGGCAGCAUGUCACGUACAGCCAUAGCCAUAGCCGUCCUCGCCCUGCUUAUUGCCGUUGUGGCAUGUGUCCUAGUUUUGUUGGUUUGGAUUCGUCCUGAAUUGGUCAGUCCGCCAGCAACUGCCAAAGACAGUGAAGCGAUAGCAAAACAGAGUGCCACUGAAGCCGCGGCACAAAUCAAAACAAUGGUGGACUCCAUCAAAGAGGAAAUGAAGAAUCAAGCAAAGUCGCAGCAAACCCAUACAUUUGCUUAUAGUAAUGACUGGCCACCUAUGGAUUACCUUGAUUCCCAAGGCUUCCUAAAAGGCUUAAGUAUGGACCUUGUAAAAGAAGCGUGUAAAGUUGCUGAGAAAAACUGCAGCCAUGUACUCAGCAAUGAUAUAUCUCAGUGUUGGGAUACCAGCAAAAAGACCGGGGCAGGACUUGUCAACCGUUGGUACACUGCAUGCGUUGGUUGGUACCCUACUCCUGAACGGCUGAAUGCCUUCGACUUUGUUGGUAGUUUAUACGCUCCUGAACAAGCGGCGCUGUACGUCAGGCCCGGCAGUCGAGUUACCUCUGUCACCGGGAGGAACGUCGGCUUUCGCGAGGGUUGGAAUACGGAUGCUGCUUGUCUGGCCAGGAAUAGCAUUGACGUGCCAGAAGCCAACCGAGUCACUGGCUCGACUUUCACAGAAUUAAGAAACAAGCUUAAUAAUACUGAGAUUGACCUUAUCUUCGCCCCUGUCAACACCUUCUCUGACCUCGUGGUGUUGGACACGAAGUAUGUCUGCACCCUGGGAAGCGCGGGUCUAAUGAUGAGAAAAGACAUCAAAAACUCCAUGAUGUGGUUUCACGAUGCUGUUGAGAAAAUGAAGACGUCUGGAAAGUUUUCUGAAAUCUGUGGAAACGCGCUCAGAGACCACGGCAAGGCCGGUAUUUGCGUGGCGGGCUAAUCCUGUGUACACCCAGCCUCAAACUAUUCUUUUCAAGAACAAAUAAUUUGGAAGGCAAAUGGAGUCUACACCAACUUCGAAUUCUGUUUGAUGCUACAAUUAUCCGGCAUAUGUCUUUUUAUCAACGAAAAUCCUGAAGUGUUUCUUUUGAAGUGUUAAUUUUUUUGCACUUUUAGUUAAUUAACUUGAUGCAUGUAGGAGUUCUUGUCCUUUUUCUAUCAAUAUAUUUAGUUUUCACUUAGGAGGAAUAAAAAUGUUUAUCAACAGGACACAUAUAAAGCGAUUUUUACACAGAAUAAUU
Lingula anatina is the source of this 1485-nucleotide messenger RNA. RefSeq lists its product as uncharacterized. The record is from RefSeq and is a predicted model, not a curated record. NCBI's taxonomy places the organism in Eukaryota, Metazoa, Brachiopoda, Lingulata, Lingulida, Lingulidae.